UUUAGUUCCUGAAUGAUAUGAUUUUUAAUGCCACCUCUGGUCCGGAGAUACCUAUCACAAACCUGAAUACAGCCAGGCAGAGCUGUCCAUUUCAGGUUCUUUGUCCAUAGUCGAGUGGCCAGCCGGCCAGUCACCAUGGCAUCGAGUGUGAUAAUCAACAACCAACAUUCUCAGGCUCCUCAGCCCCAGACACCAGCUUUCAUAGCUGUCCACUCUAACCAGUGGAACACUGGCAUUUGUGACUGCUUCGACGACUUGCAAGUCUGCUGUUUUGCCUUCUGGUGCUUCCCCUGUUUCGCCUGCACCACCACCUCAGAGUUCGGAGAGUGUUUCUGUCUCCCCAUGCUGGACGGCUUAUGGUCCUCCACCCAGCUGGUAGGGGUGCCAACCUGCAUUCCUCCUGUGUCCAUGUCCAUGAGGGUGGCUGUACGUACCCGCUAUGGCAUUCAGGGUGACAUGACGGCAGACUGUGUGCACUCCACCUUCUGCAACAUCUGCUCCUGGUGCCAGAUGGCCAGGGAGAUCAAGAGACGCAGACAGACCUUCACCGUCAUCAACGCCCAGCCCACCAUGCUGCCCGGUCAGCCCAUGUUGAUGGCCUCCCAGCCUGGGAUCAUCACAUCUCAGCCUAUGAUCACCUCUGCCCCUCAGGCCAUCUUGAGCACUAGAUUCAUGUAACCUUUGACCAAAGACACAGAAACCACACUGGGUUAGCCACGCCCUCUGGUGGUGAUUUCAUAGAGGUGAUGUAAUGGAGGUGAUGCACAAUGUAUAAGACUUGAGGCAUUGGAAUUCAUGUAAAAUCUUGCACAAUUCCAGCAUUUACUGUACAUAAGGAUAGCUGUGAAAUGUAAGUAAUCUACUCUUUUAAAUAUGUCACCCAAUGCAGAUUGUUAUAUAAUAAUGAACAUUUGGUGGGUGCCUAUAUUUGUCCUAUUUCAUAUGUGCAAGUGUGUAUUGUAUGCAUGUGUGAAUUGGAAAUGUAUUUUUUGCAUAUCCCAACUCCCCCUGAGACACCCUCUGAGAGCGGGGUCAAGGCCAGGGUCUGGAUGAAUGCUCAUCGGCGACCCUGGAGCAUUUAGGAUUAAGUGCCUUGCUCAAGGGCACAUCGAUUCACACAAUGUGACGUAAGUAAGCCUUCUGUUACCUUGAGAACCAGACAGUUAUUAAUGUCUGUGGAUAAGGCCAGUAUCAGAGGGAGAGAGAGGGAGGGAGGGAGAGAGAGAG
Oncorhynchus gorbuscha (pink salmon) is the source of this 1227-nucleotide messenger RNA. RefSeq names its product placenta-specific gene 8 protein-like. The record is from RefSeq and is a predicted model, not a curated record. The transcript has 4 exons. NCBI's taxonomy places the organism in Eukaryota, Metazoa, Chordata, Actinopteri, Salmoniformes, Salmonidae. The coding region runs from base 136 to 678 and encodes 180 amino acids.